GUCGACGCAGACCAGCGCGUCCAGUCGGUCGGCCAGUCGGCGCUCGACGUACCGCAGGAGGAGAGCCGCGCGAACCCGUCCGAUCGGCAGCGACGCGGUCCGGAAAGGAGAUGCGACCGCGGUCGGUCGGCGGCGCGUCCGCCGGGAGGUGAGCGGCCUCGGGGCGAGGGCCGCGGGCCGCCAACAGGUGGCCGGCAGCGCGCGCGCGGGACCAUGCGGGGCGCGCGGCGCCGAUCGCGCGCGGCCGGCUGAGCAGCGGCAUGGAGGCCGGCCCGGCCGGCAACGGCUCGGCGCGCGCGCCGGAGCGCGACCUGCUGGGCUCCAGCCCGGGCCUGCAGCUGCUGAUCGGCUCGCUGUACGCCGGCAUCUUCCUGCUGGGCCUGCUGGGCAACGCGCUCGUGUGCUUCGUGGUGGCUCGCAGCCGGCACAUGCAGACGGUGACGAACCUGUUCAUCGGCAACCUGGCGCUGUCGGACAUCCUGAUGUGCGUGCUGGCCGUGCCGUUCACGCCGCUCUACACCUUCCUAGGUAGCUGGGUGUUCGGCGACGCGCUCUGCCACCUGGUGCCGUGCGCGCAGGGCGUGAGCGUGUACCUGAGCACGCUCACGCUGACGGGCAUCGCGCUCGACCGGUUCUUCGUGAUCCUGUACCCGCUGCGGGCGCGCAUGCGCGUGCGCAGCUGCCUGCUGGCCAUCCUGCUGAUCUGGUGCGCGGCGCUGCUGCUCACGCUGCCCUACGGGCUGUACAUGCGGCCGCUGCGCGGCGACGACGGCCGGCCCUUCUGCGAGGAGGCCUGGCCCGACGAGCCGCUGCGCCGCGCCUUCAGCACGCUCACCGCCGUGCUGCAGUUCGGCCUGCCCUUCCUGGCGAUCGCGCUCUGCUACGUGUGCGUGGCGCUGCGGCUGCGCGACCGCGCGCGCGCCAAGCCCGGCAGCAAGACCGGCCGCCGCGAGGAGGCGGAACGCGAGCGCAAGCGCCGCACCAACCGCAUGCUCGUCGCCAUGGUGCUCGUCUUCGGCGUCAGCUGGCUGCCGCUCAACCUCGUCAACGUCCUCGAGGACUUCUACCCGGCGGUCAGCCAGCGGUCCUACCACAAGCUGCUCUUCUUCCUCGCGCACUGCCUGGCCAUGAGCAGCGCCUGCUACAACCCCUUCCUCUACGCCUGGCUCAACGACAACUUUCGCAAGGAGUUCAAGCAGGUUUUGCCGUGUUUUGGCGCAAUGUCAAAUCAACGGUUUGUAGAUAGAGGAGAAGAAGCCGGCGGUUUCAAUCGCAGCGAGCGUACCUGCUGCAAUGGAGCAGAGCAAACGACCGUCCAAGAGUGUCUACUGCCACCUCAACUGGCCGCGAACAAGCAAUACUCAGUAUGCGAAAUGAUCUCCCUUGAACCUACAACUAACACGACCAAGGAUGUCAACUAACACUAUCAGGACGAUUCAAGGCGAAGCCCACGUAUAUAAUAUAGAAUAGGAAAUAACAUUAUAAAUAGCUAUAGAGAAGCCGAAUGAAUAACGCACAAAUUAUUUAUCCUAUUGUUCAAAUUAUAUUGAGUAGAUGAUAUUUUGUAAAUGAAUGGGUAUUAUUUGUUAAUAAUAAAUUCGAUUAUGUGUUGGUAAUUUAUAACUUUUUAACACGUAAAAUUGAAAUGAGAAAUAUUGCAAACGAUGCGGACCGGAAAAUAUCCUUAUUUGUAAAGAAUAAUUAUUAGACAAUUUAAUUCUUUAUUUAUUUCUCAAUACUAUUACAAUACUGAACAACGUUUAGACAUGACAUUUUCUAUAUAUUUCGAAAAAUUAUUAAAAGUAAUUUUAAUGAAAUACACACCUUCAUUACAAGUCACUUUUACUUGAGUAAACUUAUUUCUAGUAAGAAAGGGUAAUAAAUGUGUAGACAACUAUAUAUUCUUGUUAUUGAAAUAAAUAAAUAGGUAAACGAAAUAUUCACGUCGAUUUACUGCCAGCUAUGUAUAAUUGUCAUUAAUAAUAAUCUUUCUAGCAAAUAUUAGGUAAAUGUAUGUAUCGCUUAUAAUCGUCGAACUUAUAUCCCACGAUGUCAUUUAGAUGCCGAUGCUUCAACGUAAAAAUGUUACAUGAAAAUAUAAUAAAAAUGGCGAAUUGGCGAAUAUGAAAAUUUUUGAAAAAGCUUACUGAAUUUUACUUUUUUAUUUCUAAAUAAUCUUAAAUAAUAUCACGAUAAAAAUAACAGAUGUUCGAAGCAAGCUAUACCAUAAUCAUUGAAUUAAUCGGUAUAAAAACCAAUGAUAAAACUGAGAAAAGGGCUCUUACCAGAAAAAGGUUUCUCCCUAUUACAAGACGAAUUCGUCAAAGUCAAUGCUCUCGCGUUACAAGAACAAUAUUAUCAAUGUAUAUUUGAGAAUAUCCAGUGAAGCCAUGCUUACUACUAAAGUUGUAAAUGAGCAUACUUUGUUUAUCAGCUGGUGUUUGUAUGCGUUAUUCAAAAAUCAAAAUUCAAGAGAAAAAAAAUAUUAUUUUUGCUCUUUCAAAAUUACAUUAUUAUUUGUACGUAUUAUCAUAUUUUCAAAUUUGUAAUUGGACAAAAUUGUAGAAUUUUUGAACUCGGUUUCUGAAUUUAAGAAAUAAUUAAAAAUGGUUUGUGAACUUGUGAAUUAAUCGUGUGUACAUUGUUCAGUUUAGCUACAAAAUCUUAUCAUCAGGCUAAUCCUUGAUAAAUAUUAAAUCUUUUUUUAAGUUAUCACAAUGUAAAUGAAUAAAUGAAUAGUAUAUUGUUAUAUGAUAAACAUGUGAAAAUAAGCAACGAGUAACCAUUGCUGUACGUAAAUUAAUCAUUGUGACUUCAUAGCCAAGUAAAAUGUAUACGAAAUCCAACUAUUUAUGUAUAUUCAAAAUUUUAUGACAUUAAAAAAUAUAUGUAUAUCUGGAAGAACUUGGUUGGCAGAUUAUUAUGUCAUCGUCACAUAGUUUGGCGUUUUAUUGAAUAAUAAUUAUGCCAGCAGGAGAAAACUGUAAUCAGUUUUUCAAUAAA
This is a messenger RNA of Phymastichus coffea, 3003 nucleotides long. RefSeq names its product prolactin-releasing peptide receptor-like. The transcript is spliced from 3 exons. Lineage: Eukaryota; Metazoa; Arthropoda; Insecta; Hymenoptera; Eulophidae. The coding region runs from base 261 to 1421 and encodes 386 amino acids. Gene Ontology annotation, cellular component: neuron projection; plasma membrane. Gene Ontology annotation, biological process: G protein-coupled receptor signaling pathway. The record is from RefSeq and is a predicted model, not a curated record. Gene Ontology annotation, molecular function: neuropeptide Y receptor activity; neuropeptide binding.